AUGGCUGGCUCGCAGCGCAGUGUUGCUGCCCUGCUCUGGGCGCUCGUCGCAACGACCGCGCGCGCGCUCGCGCCGCCGCGGAGCGGUCGCGCCGCGCCGCCGCGCCGCACUUCCGUCGCGGUCCGCGGGACGCUCAAGCCCUACCUGUCGACGCUCAUCGGCGGCGACGGCCUCAGCUUCGAGGAGUCGCGGAGCCUCUUCGGCGCCUUCUUCGACGGCACGGCGGCGCCCGAGGAGGUCGCCGCCGUGCUCUGCUGCCUGCGCCAGAAGGGCGAGUCCUUCGAGGAGGUCGCGGGCGCGGCGACGGCGAUGCGCGACGCGUGCGUCCGCGUCGACGCGCCCGGCACGCUGCUCGACAUCGUCGGCACGGGCGGCGACGGCGCCUGCACGAUCAACCUGUCGACGUGCAGCGCCAUCCUCGCCGCGGCCUGCGGCGCCAAGGUCACGAAGUGCGGCAACCGAUCCGUGAGCUCCGCGUGCGGGGCCGCCGACGUCUUGGAGGCGCUGGGCCUCGACCUCGAGCUCGAGCUCGACGACGUCGCGUCCUGCAUCGAGGACGUGGGCCUGGGCUUCCUCUACGCGCCGAAGAACCACCCGGCCAUGCGCUUCGUCGCGCCCGUGCGCAAGGCGCUCGGCGUGCGGACCGCGUUCAACCUCCUCGGCCCCCUGACGAACGCGGCGUCCGCGCAGCGCGUCGUCAUCGGCGUCUUCGACGAGGCGCUCGUGGAGCUGCUGGGCGCGGCCUUGGAGCGCAUCGGCGUCGUCGACCACGCCGUCGUCAUCCACGGCGUCGGGCUGGACGAGCUGAGCCCGCUCGGGCCCUGCACGGUCAAGGAGCUCAAGCGCGACGGCGACGGCUACGCCUCGUCGACGUGGACGCUGGACCCGUUGGACUACGGCAUGCCCCGCUGCACGCUCGCGGACCUCGUCGGCGGCGGGCCCGACUUCAACCAGCGCGCGUUGCGCCGGUGCCUCGCGGCGGACCCGGCGUCGAUCCCGCUCGGCGAGGAGACGACGCUCGACGACGCCGCCUGCCGCGACGCCAUCGCCCUCAACGCGGGCAUGGGGCUCUACGUCUACGGCGCCGCGCCGGACCUGAAGGCCGGCAUCGCGCUCGCGAAGGACGGCCUCGCGUCCGGCGCGGGCCUCGCGAAGCUCGACGCCUGGAUCGCCAAGACCAAGUCCUACGCCUAG
Aureococcus anophagefferens is the source of this 1194-nucleotide messenger RNA. RefSeq lists its product as hypothetical. Gene Ontology annotation, molecular function: anthranilate phosphoribosyltransferase activity. Gene Ontology annotation, biological process: L-tryptophan biosynthetic process. Gene Ontology annotation, cellular component: cytosol. Lineage: Eukaryota; Pelagophyceae; Pelagomonadales; Pelagomonadaceae. The record is from RefSeq and is a predicted model, not a curated record. The transcript has a single exon. Bases 1 to 1194 code for a protein of 397 amino acids.